GCUAUAAAUACAGAUAAUUAGUAUCUCCUUCUCUAUGGACCAGGCAGCUGAAAAGUUGGACCGUGUGUCUCUGUAUCAUCACCCGGUUUCGAAAUUCUCAUCGCAUUGGAUAACAGUUUGUGUUGCAGGAGUGUUAGUCUGGAUGGGCAGGAUAUAUAAAUGGGAGGGCAGUUGUAUCCUAGCUGAGUUCAGCAUUUGUUCUUUUACUGUCAUUACUCUCCCAUAUUACUUUGUAAUUUUCUGUCAAAGAGCACUGAGAGGUGUUCUCUCCUCUAAGAACCUCCCUUCUUCUCCUUGCCUGACGAUCUGUAGACCAUGAGUGGCCGUGACCUGGUUCUCCCCAGCCCUCAGUUUUGUCGGGAUGUGAGGUGGGAUCCCUCUCAGCACUGGCUCUCCCCGAGCCUCGUUUUCGGCCAGGAAUUCGCUUCACCCCCAUUCUCUGACACGGGUGACCUCACCUGGACCCGGCGGUGCCUGGGCAGUUCCUCCUGGCCUGGGUACACACUCUCUCACUUCCUCACCCCGUCCACUCAGGCACUGCUCUACCCAAGCUUCAGACUGCUGAAGCAGUCCUGGGCUGGAUUGUCCGAGGUUAGGAGCAGCCAGGGAAUGUGGACCAUCAGCCUGGACGUCAACCAGUUCUCGCCGGAGGAGAUUACGGUCAGGAUGAAAGAGGGCUGCUUGGAGAUUACAGGGAGCCACGACGAAAGACGGGACGAGCAUGGGUCUGUGACCAGGUGUUUCACCAGAAAGUACAACCUUCCAGACAGCACUGACCUUGAGCAGAUGAGGUCCUAUCUGUCCGGAGAUGGCGUGCUGUCUGUGGAGAUCACAUUGGCUGCUUCAGGAGACCUGGCCCCCCAAAAGACUGUCAUACCUGUCCAGGUAGGAGAGAGUCCUGCGCCUCUGAAAGAGGAGGGCGAAGAAAAAGUGGAGAAGAAGAAGGUGGAGGGGACAGUAGAGGGAAGUUCCAGUGAGGACAAAAUGAGUGAGGUCACAGACUCACCCACCGCAGCUACACAGGCGUCCGGAGAGGAGCCAGGAGUCGAGGAACCCCAACCUCAGAUUCCCGGCGUUAUCUCAGCCGAAUCUCCUGGGGGGCAGCAGGGCGAACAGCCAGCUGGCACUGGGGAGGGUGCAGCAGGGCCCAGUGACCAGCAGGUCCCCUCAGAGCAGGUAGCUGGGGACCAGGAUGUGGGGGGUUCGAUCCAGAGACAAGAGGAGCAGCGGUCCUUUGGUGUGGAGAAGGAUGACACCCAGCAGGAGGCCUGGGGACAACCGGAGAGCCCGGAGCAACCAGGUUUAGCCCAGAGAGAGCAGGAGGGGAUAAUCCAGAAGGAGGCUGCUCUACAGGCCUCUGAGGAACCUCCAGCUGAGGGUGUGGAGCCAGUUCCCAGCCAAUCAGACACAUCCCAGCACCCUGAGCUGGACGUCCUGGAAAAACAGGACGCUGAGCCAGCAGUGGAGCAAUUCACAAAGUCCUAACUGCACUCAGGGCUUGCCAAUCCACCUGCCGCCUCCACCACUAUGGUCUGCCCUGCUACAGCCAAAUGUCUUAGACUAAACAGCCCCAUAGGUUAAAAGCAUGGAGCUCCAAUGCUUCUCUGGAGCACUAAUAAACUGAUGCGAAUCACACUCCAGCUACUGAAGUGUCAUUCAUUUCCUGCUGUGAUCUCUUUGGCUUGUCAGCUUCAGAUUCCCGCAGAACAGACAAUUAAAAUUGACUUCUCCCAUUAGAAGUUUGUUCUUUGUGAUUUAUUGUCUCCCAAGUCAGCUUUGUUCAUAUGACAGUGUAGCACAGUGAUCCCCUUUUGAUAUCUGAUACAGCUCUGGGCUCAUUUUAAUGGAAGUAUUCCAAGAUCCUGUACAAAUCCUAUAUAGAGGGACAUUACUUAAGAUAUUGUGGGCAAUCAUUUACACAUUUAAAAAUCAAAACAAAAUCAUGCACAAGUUUAUUAUAACUGUAAAUGUUACAUAUUUCUGAAAAUUCAGUUUUGGGAAAA
Paramormyrops kingsleyae is the source of this 2003-nucleotide messenger RNA. RefSeq lists its product as uncharacterized. Gene Ontology annotation, cellular component: nucleus; cytoplasm. Gene Ontology annotation, biological process: response to heat; negative regulation of apoptotic process; protein refolding. Lineage: Eukaryota; Metazoa; Chordata; Actinopteri; Osteoglossiformes; Mormyridae. The record is from RefSeq and is a predicted model, not a curated record.